UAUCUUGACAAGUGGGGUCCAAGCAAGUCAGCAUGGAUGACUUGAAGAAUUGGCCAGAAAUAGAGAAAGCCGCCAAGGAGAAGCGGCGUGAGCUUGUGUUUCAGGGUCCGGCUUUCGACGAGAGGAUCUCCGCUAACGGAGGGCUCGCCUCGGCCAUCUAUUCUCUCACCUUGCUGAAUUAUCUGGAAGUUAGCCAAUGCCCGAGUCUGACGGAGAUCCACGAGGGCAUCCAGCGUCUGACGACCCUCCAGAGCCUCAUCCUGUGCAGGAACGGGCUCUCCUCCGUGCCAAAUGUCGUCGGAAUGCUCAAGGCGUUAAAGGUCCUGGACCUCGCGGCCAACAACCUGAGCGCGCUGCCGGAGGGGGUCACUCAGUUGAAGGAGCUAACCACCCUGAACGUGAGCUGCAAUCGCCUGGAAGUUCUUCCGGAGGGGCUCAGCCAGUGCACCAAGCUGUCCGUCAUCAACGUCUCCAAGAACCGGCUCACCGGCUUCCCCGCCGACUUCUACUCCGAGAAGCUGGAUCGCCUGAGCACGCUGAUCGGCUACGACAACGUCAUCGAGCAGCUGAGCGGAGACGUCCACAAGCUAGCCGCCCUGAAGGUGCUUGACCUCUCCAACAACAAGCUGAAGGAGAUCCCCACCGAUCUGAGCGACUGCGCCAAGCUCAAGGAGAUCAACUUCCGAGGCAACAAGCUGAACGACAAGCGGCUGGAGAAGAUGGUCAACGGCUGCCAGACCAAGUCCAUCCUGGACUACCUCAGGGUGAAAGGGAAAGGGCGACGGGGCGAGGAAGGCGGCGACGCGGAAGGGGGUCGCAAGGCGGACAAGGGGAAAAAGCAGCAGAGGAAGAAGAAGGUGGCGGACGACCAAGAGGAGGAGGAGCAGGAGGAGCUGAACAAGAUGGUGGUGAGGGUUCUCCACGUCUCCGACAGCCCCACGGCGAUCUCCGUCACGGUGGCUGCCGAGGUGAAAGACGUGCGGCCGUAUUUGGUGUGCUGCGUGGUCCGAGGCAUGAACCUGAAGCCCGGGAACGCUCUCAAACGGUUCCUGAUGGCCCAGACGAAGCUUCAUGAUGACUUGUGCGGCAAAAGGACCAUCGCGACCAUCGCGUCCCACGACGUGCAGCUCAUCAAAGCGCCGCUGACGUACGACGUCAGACCGCCGACCCAGCUGAAGGUUGUGUCUCUGGGUCGCAAAGAGAUGACGGCCGUGGAGCUCAUAAAGCAACUUCAGCUGGAGGCGGAUGAGAUGAGGAAGCAGAAGAAGAGGCAGAACGUCACCGGCCUCCACAAAUACCUGCAGCUCCUGCAGGGAAAAGCCAUGUAUCCCUGCAUCGUGGACGCAGAGGGCCAGGUGAUCUCCUUCCCACCUAUUACCAACAGUGAGAAAACCAAGAUCAAGAAGACGACCACAGAGUUGUUCCUGGAGGUGACGAGUGCCGCCAGCCUGCAGACCUGUAAAGAUGUGAUGGACGCUCUGAUCGUCAAAAUGGCCGAGUUGAACAAGUUCACGUCGGAGCACCGGGAGGAGGCGGGGUCGGAUGGGGAAGGGGAGGGCCCGCGGGAUCCGGCCCUCGCCGCUGCCGGCAGCGAGCCCUCCGGCAGCGAGCUGAUCGUGCAGCAGAUCCGCACGGUGGACCGGGACGGGAACCUGAAGGUCGUCUACCCGUCAAAGACCGACCUCUGCAGCGACGUCGGCAACCUGACCGUCGUCUGGUAGCCGGUUGUCGAUGAACCUCCUGAUUUUUACACUCGUUCAGAUGAAGUCAUUUUAAAAAAAGAUUAACAUGGUGGGACAUUUUGGGCUGAGGUUUGACGACAUGCAACUAAAUGAAUCUUUUCACGACGGGGACAACGGGAGAAUGGGAUCCCCAAAAAGAUUUUAUUUCCUUUUUUUUUUGCAAUGGAAGCGUUGCUUUUUGGCGAAUGUGUUUGGAAAGCUUUUGUUGUUGGUAAAUCUUUUUGCUGCUUCCUGAAAAAACACAAUCAAUACGUCAAAAUAUCUGCCCAAAUAUACUUAUUGUUUUGUAUUAUUUACUAACUGAAGGCCAGUUGUGUGUACUUGACUGGUCUGUAGUAACUGGACGAUUUUGUUUAAUCAACUCACGACAUUGUAACUUCCCCCUUAAGCAACCGCGAGUAAUGUCUGACUUGGACCGAAUAAAAUGUUCUCCUGUA
Molecule: messenger RNA, 2179 nt
Organism: Pseudoliparis swirei
Lineage: Eukaryota; Metazoa; Chordata; Actinopteri; Perciformes; Liparidae
Gene: lrrc47
Product: leucine rich repeat containing 47
Exons: 7
Coding region: 33-1721 (562 amino acids)
Biological process (GO): phenylalanyl-tRNA aminoacylation
Molecular function (GO): protein binding; RNA binding; phenylalanine-tRNA ligase activity
Source: RefSeq, a predicted model, not a curated record